AUGCCACGCGAGGAUACCAAAAUUUACGUUGGCAAUUUGCCUUCCGACGUUCGAGAGCGUGAUGUUGAGGAUUUGUUCAUGAAAUAUGGAAAGAUCAGGUAUAUCGAUAUUAAAAACGGCAGAGGACCAGCUUUUGCUUUUGUUGAAUUUGAUGAUCCGAGAGAUGCUGAUGAUGCUGUUCGUGGUCGUGAUGGAUAUGACUUUGAUGGACACAGAAUUCGUGUUGAAUUCACUCGAGGCGUCGGACCACGUGGACCAGGCGGUCGUCCGAUCAAUUCUGGUUACGACGGUGGCUAUGGAGGAAGACGCGGAGGACGUGGAGGUGGUCCACAGCGUAGAACUGGAUACAGAGUUAUCGUCGAGGGAUUGCCGCCAACUGGAUCGUGGCAAGAUUUGAAGGACCACAUGAGAGAGGCUGGAGACGUUUGCUAUGCUGAUGUUGCUCGUGAUGGAACCGGUGUUGUGGAAUUUACAAAGUACGAAGACGUGAAGUACGCGGUCAAGAAGUUGGACGAUACCAAGUUCAGAUCUCACGAGGGUGAGACUGCUUACAUCAGAGUUCGUGAGGAUUCUUCGUCUGGAGGUCGUGGAGGUGCUGGCCGCAGCCGCUCGCGCUCGCCAAGAGAUCGUCGUGCUUCUCCGAGAUAUUCUCCACGCCGCUCGCGUAGCCGCACUCGCAGCCGCUCCCCAAGCAAGUCGCGUUCUCAAUCUCGCUCGCGCUCCCGCUCUGCUUCGCCGCAAUAA
Molecule: messenger RNA, 744 nt
Organism: Caenorhabditis bovis
Lineage: Eukaryota; Metazoa; Nematoda; Chromadorea; Rhabditida; Rhabditidae
Source: the annotation of a GenBank genome assembly